Musa acuminata subsp. malaccensis (wild Malaysian banana) is the source of this 1518-nucleotide messenger RNA. NCBI's taxonomy places the organism in Eukaryota, Viridiplantae, Streptophyta, Magnoliopsida, Zingiberales, Musaceae. The record is from RefSeq and is a predicted model, not a curated record.
CUUUAUUGGAAUUUCUGCAUAAAUUUUGGUUAUUCAUUCUCUUGAUAUGAAAUUAGACUUUUACUAGUGCUUGGUUCAUUGAUCCCACCUUUUAUUGUCUAUAUUUUAUAUAAUUGCUCUGAUCACAAGCUGCAGAUUGUAGUCAAAUUUUCCAGGUACUCAUGUAAUCUGUGCUCAUACUGAAUGUACGUUAUUAAUUGCAUUAUACCUUUUGUCUAUACUUUGUGUCAAUCUUUUUUUUCUCAUCUUGAUAUCUAGGAACACUUUGAACCUGGGAAGCAGUGUCAUGCAGCUGAAAUUAAUAUGAAAUCCCAGAAAGAGUCAUCUGCAUUUUUUGACAGAAUAGCAUAUGAAUAUGAAGAGGCAAAAUCAAGUAUUUGUGCUUUCUCCAGGACCGACAUACCUGGAUGUCUAUCUGAUGAUCCUCUGCUUAAAUUAUCAGAUGGCACAGAUCAACGAACUGCUGAUGGAGACAAAGAUGUAAAUAUCAUUGAAUUCUCCAAUGCCAUCGUGCCAACUGAUCUACCUGUAUGUGGGAUUGGAAGUGAUUCUCAAGCUUGUGUUGAUGGCAAUAAUGUGGCAGAAAACAACACUGAAGGUCUUGUUGUGGUUGCACUUCCCACAAAAGUAAGCACCAUUUCAACUCCACUUGGGAAAGUCAAUCAAAACUCUGACAGCGGGUCUAGUAGCAAUAUCAAUUUACAUGCACAUAGCCAUAUUAAUUCACCAUCAAUUGGAAGCCCUUCAACUGCUGAUCCCGUGAGAGAGAGACCUAAAUGGGAAUCAUCAGCAACUCAUGAUCUGUCCUACAUGAAACAAUCUCCAUCAGCUGCCACCAGCUUGGGGGGUGUUCUCGAAGCUCUCCAGCAUGCCAAGAACUCCUUGAGACAAGAGCUCCAUAAGUUGCCUUUGCCAUAUCCAGCCAUCAAGGCUUUACCAGCACAGAGCAACUACCAUGUUAGGGCUGUUGUAUCUGAUGAAUCUUCCAAAGUUCCCGUUUGUUCUGUUGGCCUGUUCAGAAUACCAACCGACCAUUCUCAUCAGUCACAAAAUUCAGAGCAUGAAUACCAUGGUUCAGGAUUAAGUUUGGCAGCUGGCCAUCCUCAUCUUGGAUACGCCAUCACUACAAGUGAUCGUCGUGGGUCAAUUAUUCCAUAUGUGUCCAAGGAAUCCAUGGGGACAUUGAAAUUCAGUAAUUACCUUCCAGGUAUGGACCUUCCUAGUCCACUUCUGUGUUCCCAACCUUGCUCGGGAUCGACGGCUGACAAGAUUCACUUCCCAAAUGAAAUUGGUGUUUCCCUAGGAAAGCAGCAUUUCAACACUUACUCCCCGGGAAUAGGAAUUCCUGCUUUCGACAGGUACCCAAGAGCCUCCUUUGAGUACAUAUUCCUUUGCAUACUCAGGCUUGACAACAGAUCAAAUGCUCGUUCAUGAUGGACUUCCAAAACCUUAUACUUACAUGAGAAAUCGGACGCCUUCAUAUGGCGGUGAUGGUUAUGGUAAAUGGGACUCGAUCUG